Pelobates cultripes (western spadefoot toad) is the source of this 27241-nucleotide messenger RNA. Lineage: Eukaryota; Metazoa; Chordata; Amphibia; Anura; Pelobatidae. The record is from the annotation of a GenBank genome assembly.
GAAUUAUUUUCCUAAAAGCAGGCAUUAGAUUGUUGGAGUAGGACUGGCCAAAAAUGAGGUACAUUGGAAUUAUGGCAGGCUUAUGCAAUGUAUUAUAAUAUACUGUUACUAAACCCCCAUUUUUUUUUCCUAAGUGAGAUUUUUUUUUUUUUAAACAAAACAAAACAAAAAAUGUUUUAUUGGUAAGCUUUGAAAUUGCUGUUUAGUAAAUGAGUGCGUGUGCUGGAUCUUGUAUGUUACCUGUUACCUUAUAAAGUCUGCAUGUUCAGAUGAGUGCAGCCCUCUUGGUUUCAUACAUAUGCACACACAAGCAGCCCCAUUAUAUAUUUAUAGCACUCUAAACUUAUUCCAAAAUGUAUGGAAAUAGCAGAGAUUCCUUCGAGUGGAAGUUCACAUAGCAGCUAUUGUACAAAUUAAUAGCAGAAACUACAACCUCCAUUACUGGGCCAUAUUUGUGGAACAAAAAGAAUACUCUGUAGAUAAUAAGGAGGGGCAGAAAACUUGCAUUAAAAGAAUAAUAAUAAUAUGAAGUUAAAUACUAUCAAAUGAAAAAAAAAAUUGGAUUUGUUUAUCCCACAUUAUAACUAACUUUUACUUAAACACAUUGUACCUAAGGUGUGGGUGCCUGGACUGCUACUUUAAAGUGGUACAAAUUGUUACAUCGUUUAGUUGGAUUCCACUGUACACUAUAGUUAGGGCACCAUGCAACAUCCAGCGAUUACAAAGACGACAACCACUAAAGUCUGAUUUAGGGGUUAUGGUAGUAGGAGUGUGUAUAGUGAAGUUAAACUCUGGAUACUUUUUUCCCCCUCAAAUAAUUUAUUUCUCAUUUUAAAGAUUACUGCUUAUGGGGGUAAAAGGGGGGUAGGGGAGGGCAUAAAAUGAAAUUCAUUAACCUCCCCAUUUCUCUACAUGUGGUCAUAUUUAUGAGUAGUAUUAUUUCUAUUUCCAGAUGAAAUUUGAAAUAAAAAUAAUCUACAAUAUAUACAUUUUGGAAAAUUACAGUUUGGGGCAAGAGCUUCUGUAUGGCUUGUUUGGGGGCAUCAGAUAAUUUUAUUUUGAUUUACCUGCUUUGCAUUAUAGUUAUUUCCAUAAUAUAAAUCCUAGGUCUGUGUUUAGAUCUUAUCAUGUUUGCAGACUUUAUAUUGCUUAUACAUCCAGCAAUCAAUCUUUGACCUUUGAACAGAUGUAAUUCACGGUUUGUGUAGUUUUUACUCCACUUCACGGCCCAUGUCAUCUCUUCUUCCUGUGUAUCAUGUCAUCUGUUGCAAUUACUUGUAUGCAUGUCCAACCUACAGCGCUGCUAAAUAUCUUGGUGCAACAGAUUUCAUAGGAAAAAAAUAAAUAAAUGGCCUCUUGUGAUAUGCAUGAAAGUAAUUUUAUUGAACGUUCUAACCUCAGAUUAGCACAGUGCAAACCUUUAAAAGGGACAUUGUAGGUAUCAAAGCAGCUGUAGGUUAAAAGGGACACUCCAAGGCCCAAACAAAAAAUAAAUAAAUCACUCUUUAGUAGACACACCCCAAUGAAAACAUGCAUGCAUUGAAUUAUGCAUUUUUUUCAUUAAGGGUAGAUCUACAACCAGCUUGCAAAAGCUGAAGAUCUCUUGUUUGCGGGAUAUGCAAGCCCUCCUCUUCUAACUCCACCUCGACUUUCUGUGGCGACCAUGAAGUGAAAUGGAGAGAGAGAAUAAAAUGUUGUGAGUCAAGAAAAAGGAUAGAUUCCAUAAUAAAGUGGGAAUAAAUAAAAAGGAAAUGAAACGAGAACAUAAAGUGGGAGAGUGAAUGAAAAUAGACGAUUUAAUAAAGAGAAUAAAGAAAAGGUAAUGCGCAAUAUGGAAUGGGUGGAGAUGAGGCAGAAGACAGAAAGUUUGAUUGAAGAAUGGACAAGACAUAGUAUGAUGGGCUUAAAGAUAGGAACAAGGGAGAUGGUAAAGAGACAGACAGAAAAAGGGAAGAUAAAAUUAGAGGGAGCUGAAGAGGGAGGGGAACCAUGAAGUUGAAUGAAUGGAAACAUGUGUAAGAAGUAAGGUUGGCGAUUGACAUAAAUGGUUGUAAUAAUGAUUUUUGCACAAUGCAGGGGUAUUGUUGGAAUUCCAAGUGAACUUAAGAUUUGAGACCAAAAUAACAAAACAGAUAACAGAAUUGACUUUGGGAAGUUCUGUAAUUCAGCUAUUUUGGCCUAUAAUUUGAAAUUCUAUUUAAAUGUACCUUGAAUUUCAGGAAAUUCAGACUUUAGUGAAUAACCCUGUUAGAUCUGGUCUCUCACUAAAUCUAUCCUUCCACUCCAAAGGAAUUGGAGAGCACUGAUGUAAGGUAGUAGCAAUACACUAUGAUGUGGUAUAGAAUUUACAAGUAUUAUAUCAAACAUCUAUUAUGGUUUAGGAGUCAGAAAGAUCAUUUGCAAAUUUGGAUUUCUUGGACAAAGCAAAUGACAGGUUGACAUAUCAAACCAUACACUUUUUUGGCCAUUUAACCCUUACCUAUGAGGAAUUAGUGACAAAACCAAGAAUUUCUGAUUUAGCACAGCUAUUGUACAUUUUAUGUCAACAUUUCCAAAUUCAAAAAGCACAAAAAAAUAAAAAAAAUAAUUAAAAAAAAAGGGAUGAAGGAAAAUGUAGUUGAAAGUAAUUUGCGCAUGACUGUGUGUAAUCAGCUAUAACCGAGUUUGCUGAGUCUGCCACAUACAGCCAUUUGUAUCCCACCAUGGAACAUCACCAGAUACAGCCAUCUCCACCUUAUCAUGAAACAUUACCAGACUCAGUAAUUUGUACCUUAUCAUGAAACAUCACCAACAAAGUCUGCUAUACUCCACCAUUGGACAUUACCAGACACAGCCAUUUGUACCACACCAUGAAACAUCACCAACACAGCCAGCUAUAUCUCACCAUGAAACAUCCCCAACACAGCCAGCUAUACCACACCAUGAAACAUCACCAACACAGCCAGCUAUAUCUCACCAUGAAACAUCACCAACACAGCCAGCUAUAGCUCACCGUGAAACAUCACCAACACAGCCAGCUAUAUCUCACCAUGAAACAUCCCCAACACAGCCAGCUAUACCACACCAUGAAACAUCACCAACACAGCCAGCUAUAUCUCACCAUGGAAUAUCCCCAACACAGCCAGCUAUAUCUCACCAUGAAACAUCCCCAACACAGCCAGCUAUAGCUCACCAUGAAACAUCCCCAACACAGCCAGCUAUAGCUCACCAUGAAACAUCCCCAACACAGCCAGCUAUAUCUCACCAUGAAACAUCCCCAACACAGCCAGCUAUAUCUCACCAUGAAACAUCCCCAACACAGCCGGCUAUAUCUCACCAUAAAACAUCCCCAACACCGCAAGCUAUAUCUCACCAUGAAACAUCCCCAACACAGCAAGCUAUAUCUCACCAUGAAACAUCCCCAACACAGCCAGCUAUACCUCACCAUGAAACAUCCCCAACACAGCCAGCUAUAUGACACCAUGAAACCUCACCAGGUAGUGCCAGCUUUGCCAGCAGUUCUUGCCUUUCACCUAAACUCCCCUUUCCCCAUUUAGUUCCUUGGGACAAAAUAGAAACAAGAUCCAGUCAUGCAGGCUGAUGAUAGAAACUGGCUGAUUUUAGUCAGUGGAACCAGUUUGCUCCCCUCCCCUGUUUCAGGUGUCUAUCUCCCUGCCACGCCUUGUCCCGGGGGGAGGUGGAGAGGCGGAGAGAUAGGGGGGAAGGAAGGCAGAGUUCUGUGAGUCUCUACCAGUCUUCAGAGUAUUGAGCGAGUCACCGGGACACCAGGGGACCUGAGCCCCCGGACCCCAAUAUAGUUUGGAGAAAGUUUCUGUGGGUUAAUUCUUGCGGACAGAGCAGGAGAUAACAGAGGUCAGGAGACAGCAGGCGUUCAAGGUAAGAACAUUCUGUGUUCUAUUCUCAGCUCCUGGUUACAAGGUAUCCACAUCCCUGGAGGAUUCCAUAUAGUUGUGGGGCUUGUUCUGUGGAUGGGGGAUGGUUGGAGGCACAGACCAGGCUGUGGGUUGUAGUUUGUUUAGUUAACUGACCGUUUACAAUAAUGUUCUAAAAAUCAAUGAUUAGGCAAUAGCUAAUAAUAGCCGUUAUCCUGAUUUGUUUAUUAGGAUAGAUUUGCUUUUAAUCUGCACAGGUGAGUGAGUCAGGUGAUUGCAGUGUAUUACCUGUUAAAACAGGAGGGAUUACCAACAGGUAUAUUCACAAUGUUAUGGAACUGCAACUCCUAUAAUGCUUUGCCAGACUCAAGUUGUACUAGACAGGAAGGCUUUACCAUUUAGUGUGUGUGUAUGUAUAUAUAUAUAUAUAUAUAUAUAUAUAUUUCAGCAAAAAAAGUGGCCACUCAAAGGUCUUGUUUAGUGAAAACUUUUCUUUUUUUCUUUUUUAAGCAAAUGUAUUAGUGUGGCAUCAACGUUUCGGAUCUGUUCAUGAUCCUUUCUCAAGACAUAAUACACCAGUACAAUACAGCAUUUCUAAAAUAUACACAAUAUAAUGAUUAAUUGAUUAACUUACAUUUUUUUUUUUUUUUAUUCACUAAACAAGACCUGUGAGUACCCACUUUUUCUUUGUCUAAAUAUUUGGAUAUUUAUUGGUUCAAGCCAUUACAAUAUUUCUUUUGGAAAAGUAAUUGGAGAACAGUGAGUGCAUUCAUCCCUGUAUAUUGAUAUAUAGUUACUUAUUACACAGUUUAGAUCAAAAUAGCUACAUUGGAAAAUGUUUAAAUUCACCUUACUGGGCUUAAAAAAAAGAACUAAGAAAAAGUUUUAUAGUUGAAGACAAUUUGCAGUAGAAAGGUUGGGCUUAUCGGAUGAGAUCAGUUGGUAAACAAGUGAAUACUGAAUUUGCAGAGCUAAUAUUCUUGUCUGUAGCUAUUUACUUCCUAUGUGGAGUUAUGAUUUUUCAGGUAAACAUUUUACAGUAUGACCCAAUUCUUCCACAAUUUUUUCUUUAAUCCCGUUGUUUUCGUCUAAGAAUGAUAGUUAUUAAAUCUUUAAUUAGUCUCUGUAUUUAAUCCGGAGGAAUGUUACAGUCAUUGCCAAAGCAUAGGGCUUUAUAACUACAAUUUCCAUUAUUUCUUGUUGGCCUUAAAGGAACAUUACAUUGACUACUCCCCCUCCCACCCCCAUUACUUUUUAAGUGAUUAGUAGAUAUGGAUUUUUCCUUUUGGGUUGUUUCUCCAGGACUCCAGUUGUUUUGGACUAUACCUCCCUUAAUGCUCUGCCAGCAUUAUGGGUGUAAGAGCAUUAUGGGAGCUGUAGUCCACAACAUCUUGGGUGCAGAAGGUUGCCUAUCCCUGGUAUAGGGUAUAGUAUAUUUGCUCAAUGGACCAAUUUAGUAUCUUACUCAGAGGACUGAAAGUACAAGGGGUAUCUAUAUUUUGUUUGUUGAAAGGACUUACAGUAUAUGGUGGGUGAUCCUGGCUAAAGGACCAAUGGUAUGGGGUGAGGGGGGUUCUCUCAAUUUUACUCUUAUUGAAAGGACCCAUAAUAUGAUGGAGGGGUUUCUGUAUUUUACGGUUUUUCAAAGCUGAAGCCUCAUGAUGGAUCUUUAUAACCCGAAUACCAAAAUUACAGGGGCUCAAAAAAUUAGUGUCUAUAAAUUUUUUUGUUUUAAUUUUUUUUUAUUACUUUUUAAAUUCUAGGGAAGGAUUUUAAUUUUCUAUACUUUCCUCGAUAUGGUGGCUGACAUUUAAGAGACUGCAACGCAGCCAUCUUCAGUUGAAAGCAAUGUAAGGGUUGAAUUCUGUGAACUAUGUAACAUUCUUGUCUUGCAAAUAGGCAUUGAAAUGUAGUUUGCAAGAUGGUAGCUACCUGCAACAGCUUUCGCCUAUUUCCUCUGUGUAAAAUGCACACUUUGUUCUCACAAACUUGGCUGGGAGACUUGGUUGUUUCCUAUUUUUUCACAGCAGGGUUUAUACAUUGUUCUUGUAAGAGUUGUUAACCCUUUAUAGGAUCUCUGCAAUGCAAAUUGUUUCUGUAAAACUACAUGUAAAGCAAAUCUUCUAUUAAAUAAAGUUGUUUAUUUACUUAGCUUAAUAAACCGAUAGUUAAUUUGCAAAAUUUUGUCAAUUUAGUUUGGUAUUCUCUUCAUUUCUCAGACAGUCAAGGUUAUUCAGUAAUGUGUGAAGUAUCAGAAAUUCAAAGUAAAUUUUUAAUUUUAGGUCAAAAUAACCAAUAUGAAAACUUAUCUGGCUCUGAGAAUCUUUCCAAUACGACUACAGAUGUUUAAAAUAUGAAUGCCUAACAAGUCACACUUUACUGAAAAACCCUGAUUGAAUAUUUCACAAUGGCUUUUGAAGAGUUAAGUGAUCUUCCUCUCCCAAGAUAUUGUGGUAGCGUUUUUGUGGUGUGCAUGUUGAGCUUGCAAUGUGGAUGGCAGGGCUACAUUUAUGUAUUUGAUUGUGGGAGUUGUUCAGUUGUGGGAAUACAAACCAUACAAUAUAUUCAUACUUACACAAUCAUGACUAUAUUUUCUGAUAUUUUGGUUAAAAAAAAAAAAAAAAAUCUGUUUCACUGUCAUUUUUUUUUACCAUUAAAAUUUAAGUGACCAAUCUUUUAUUAGUUCUAUAUCACUUAAAGGGGCACUAUAACUACUACAGAGAAUGUACGGUGUUUAGUGUCUGUUUACAUUUCAGACUGUUGAAACUACAUUUUUUUUAAAAUUUUUGUCAAGAUGGGCACUGUUAUAUUUUUAGUUUCCUUUUUUAUGAAAUGUGCCCUUACUAUGGCCAGGAACUGACAAAAAAAAAAUAUGAAUUUAAAACCCAAGAUUCAAAGACAGAAAUCUAUCAUGGUCACAUUUUUCCAUGUUCCUCGGCCGUGUGACUGCUUGUGAAAGACUCCUACAGCAAAAAAUAUAUGCAUAUACAAUGUAUUGCAUAAAAGGAACAAUGUUUUCCUUACAAACACCUGAACAUUUAUGGAUCACGUGUAGUGACAUGUUACAUGUGAAGAGAAACACACUGAUAGUGCUUUCUGACAUAAACCUGAUCCCAGUCCGUAUAGAGGUGUAAGCUUAGACCCUGGCAUCUCUCUAUAAACGUGGUUAUUUCAAGCAGACACUGCAUUAUUUAUUUGUUUGUUUGCGGUUUUUUUAAUUGUUUUUUUGUUACAUUACUUUUUAUCCUAUUCUUGUCCUUUAGGUUGAACGUUGCGGAUUUCCACCUGGUCCUGCAAAAUAAAAAAUGUCGUCGCACAGGCAUUUUGAAAGCCCCCCAAUGUCGUCGAACAGGCAUUUUGAAAGCCCCCCACCUUAUAACCCAAAUGAAUAGUAAGUAUUUUGCAUCCUUAUUGAAUAUGAAUUAGUUAUGUAUUUGUUUUUUAAUUGAAGCUAUGAUGAUUCCCGCAAAUAACUUAAUGUUGCAAAUAUGGAUAUUGGCCUCUAAAUUAAACAUACUGCAUCUGAUAAAGUGCUGUAACAUAAAGUCACUGAAAAUGGAUUCACUGAAAAGACACGAACAACUCAUGUAUACUUGUUUGUCUCCUAUGAAUGAGUGGUGAGACACAGAAAGGGACCUCGUAUGUGUGUGUGUAUAUAUAGCUAUCUAUCUCUCUCUCUCCUCCUUCUUCUUCUCCACCCCUCAUACCCCCCCAAUAGGUUUACUCACAUAAAUAUAUAUAUACACACAAACAUUUUAUAUAGUAAACCUUUUUGGGGGCGGGGGGCCUGAGGGGUUUAAUGGGCUAUUUUGGGGUUCCAUUUGGCUUUUUUUGCCUAAAAUUUUAAAAUUCACUUUGAAUACUAACAAUAACAAUUCACACUUUAGUGAUCCUAUAGACUGUAAGCUCAUUUGAGCAGGGUCCUCUUUAACCUAUUGUUCCUGUAAGUUUUCUUGUAAUUGUCCCCCCCCCCCUCAUAAUAUUAUAAAGUGCUACGGAAACUGUUGGCGCUAUAUAAAUGGCAAUAAUAAUUAAACUCUCUAACCAUAAAACAUCAGGUCUUUAAUGAGCUACUAUACAUCUAAUGUGCUACGUGGGGCAUUGCUACUUUAACACAUGAUGUAAGGAUGUGAAUCCCUGCGUUGAGACAGUAGAUAAUUUAAUGCAUCGGACUGCUAUAUACUACACCUCAGAGCAAUUUUCAGUAACUGCAUUCUUAUAGUAUCUUUGUCGGGAUGAACCAGACUGGGUAGUUUCUUCACAACAUGUCAAUAAACGAUGAUUUCAGAAGUGGAGUUUUAUACCGAAUUUGAAGGAAAACAAGUUAUUCAUGGUAUUAGCGGGAUUGUUGGGAAUUUGCUAUGUUUAGAUUAGACAGGGUGUACAUUUUUGUUUCUUUAACUACUUGUAGUCCUAUCCACCCAUUCCAAUUAUAUCCUUGACGUGCCUCCCUGUGAAUAGAAACUGCUAUAAUGAAAGGCAGCUGCGUAUAUGUUCGCACGUGGAUGAACUCAUGCUUAGGGCGGAUCUGCAAUAUUUACGGUUUUGCUUAUUAUCUGUAAUUUGAUGUAAAUCUUGCUGUGUUCUAAUCAUAAUGUGCUACAAAACAGAACACCCUUUAAUAAACUGAAUAGGUAUAAAUGAUGAGGGAUAAUAUUUUUAUGGAAUUUAAAGCCAAGCUGUGACUAUAGCAGAGUUGGAAUUUUGUGUUUCCAAAUGACUUCAUGGCCAAAAUGUUGCAACUCUGUUUACAAUUCAGUGUUUAGUGCAAUGGUUUCUAGCCUGGUCUUCAAGUCAAAGUGACAGUCCAAGGUCUAGGCAUUGGUAACUACAGACUCUGAUAAAACCUGGUCUACUGGUUUGCCAUGUGCAUGGUGUUGGAAACACCUUAUUUAUUGAACAAACCUCAAUAGUUGUAAUUCAGAUCCCACUCAAUGACUGGAAAACCAACCUUUUGAGGUUAGUAGAGGUAAUACAAAAUGCAGUGUAUCAGUCAAGCAUUUAUUGGAUCAUUUGGACAAAAAAUGUAACAUACAUGUUAAGGCCCAGAGGCUGAAGCAUUGAUUUUUAGUUUUGUUCCAAUAAAGUCUUGACUGAUGCGUUACAUUGUGACACCCAGCAAUUGCUUCUGUUAGCUACAAUUUUGGGUCCUGCGGAUCCCUGCCAUUGAGUUCUGAUGUUUUGUCUCUAAAUUACUAAAUGUAUAUGUUGUGAGAGUUUUCGCUAAUGGCAGAAAUUCUGGGAAGAUAAAACAUAAGCACGUAAAUUACAAAUUUUUUCUUUUUUCUUUCUCUAUAUAGUGAUCUAUACUUUUAUAGAUAGUCUUAUUGGUAUUAUUGUAACCUUUAACAGUUUAUCGUCAGAUUUUUUUUUUCAUACUUGGGCUCUGAAAAUGAAAAUCAGAGCUGGCUGGGAUUUUCUGGACUUGUGUAAAAGUGACCAGAGCAGAAUACUUAGUGUAGACUUCAUCAUUUAGAUGGUGUAUGUAUAUAAUGUUUGUAGUGUGUGUGUGUGUGUGUGUGUGUGUGAAUAUAUAUAUAUAUAUAUAUAUAUAUAUAUAUAUAUAUAUAUAUAUAUAUAUAUAUAUAUAUAUUCUCAUUUUUUGUGUUUUAUUUUUUACUCUUCUACAGCAAGCCGUCCAACUAUGCCCCGAGCAGAGAUGUGUAUGGUGGCGAGAUGCACUCACAGCCAGCUUACUCCUACUACCCAGAUGAUGAGGUUCAACACUUCUACAAGUGGUCUUCUCCUCCAGGCAUCAUCAAGAUAAUGGCUAUUCUUAUUGUUGUCAUGUGUGUUGGCAUCUUUGCCUGCGUAGCUUCUACCUUACCCUGGGAUUUGGAUAUAACAGGACAGUCCAUGGGUUACGGCUUUGGUGGAUCUUCUGGUUAUGGAGGAUACGGAGGAUAUAAUGGCUAUGGAUUUGGAGGAUCAUCAGUAGGAGGGGGUUUUGCUUAUGGAGGAAAUUAUACAGACCCCCGAGCUGCCAAAGGCUUCAUCCUUGCCAUGGCUGCCAUUUGCUUUAUUGUUGCCAUGGUGAUUUUUGUAUUGAUGGUUACAAGGAAUCACAUCGCUACCACCCGUAAGUUCUUCCUGAUCGUUAUUGUGGUGUCAGGGGUCAUUGGCGGUUUGGUCUUCAUUGCCUCCAUUGUCUAUACCAUCGGAGUAAACCCUGUGGCUCAGGCUUCUGGAUCUUCGUUUUACACCCAGAUUGUUUCUAUUUGUAACCAGUUUUACUCUCCAGUAACUACCGGAAUGUUUGUCAAUCAGUAUCUUUACCAUUACUGUGUGGUGGAACCACAAGAGGUGAGUGUUGCACGUCGUUUGUGUUGCACAUAAUAUUUACACCGAUAACUUUGUAUUUAUUUCCUCUAUGGCUAUUGUUUGAAUGAGGAAACAGAAGACGUGUCAUUAACUGAGCUCUGCUUCAUAAGUUCUAUUGAGAAAUUCAAAGUUUAAAUAUCAGUCUCAUUACUGUGAUUACAAACUGAUUUUUGGAUGUAUUGGUCAUAUUUUCUGUAAAAAGCAUCCCUCUGUUUCAUAUCAAAUCAUCCCCCAAAACUAACCCAAAGGCAAUUCUUUUGAAUUGCAAUACUUAUUGAGACACUCCAAGCCCCAUAAUGUAGCUAAUGCCAUUUGUAUAAGUUAUGUUGCAAGAACAUCCCCCUCUUACUGCUUUAGUGCACCCUCCCCCCCCCCACCUCUUUUCUGAAAUUCCAUAAGGAAGAGGGACUGAACUGGCAAUUGAGGGGGGAUGGGCUAGAGAGGGGGGCAUCUUAUGAUGAGCAUGGCCUCUUCUAGAGUCGGCAAGUUAGCUUGAUGCCGAUGCAAGGCAGUCCAUGUUCAGAGCUUUGUGAAAAGGUUCUGUGUCAGCUUGGUGUAAUUCAGUAGUAACCGAAGUGGGGGAAGAUAGGUAUCCACAAAGCCCGACACCUUUCUGCUCUGCAUUGUAUCAUACAGUAGCUGCACCUGUUGAGAAAGCAUGUCAUUGUGAAACUUGUUCUGCUCUUGGUUGGCUGUUCCUUCUGCCGUGAAUAAUUCCAUGUGCUUUUGGUUUACGUUAUUUCUAUUUUUGGCAUUUUUACUUUGAUAAUGGAUUUUAAUUUUUUUUUUUAUUUAUAUGCAUACACAGUAUAUGCUACCAUAUGCAUCGUGUUAUGUUAUCAAAUAUAGUGUACCCUGUGACCCAGUAAGUGGGUUUUGACAUGAAGAAUUGUCAUUGUUGUCUGCAGAGCUAAAUGCAAGUGCUGACAUCCUGUGAGAGAUAGCAAAAGCAGGCCAUCAUUACACUGCAUUCUAAAUGGCUACCUUAUUUUCCAAAUAAAAAAGUGGUAUGUCUUGUGGUGUGAAGUACUGUAAUGAGGGUAGAUAAGCAAGGUGACCUGUCAACUUUUCAAUAUCCUGCAUAUGCUUCUGUAUGUAAUAAGUGUUAUUUAUUUAUUUAUUUAUUUAUUUAUUUGUUUGUUUAUUUUUUAUUUAUUUUUAUUAAGUUAAAAAAAAACAUUUUGUGGAGGGGAAGGUCCUAAGUAAAAGCUUGUCCAGGGAGAUGUAACAUGCAGCUUUCCUGGCAUUCUGGAUGCUGUAUUCUUGCAACACUCUGUGAGGAAGUAUCAGCACAGUGUGUUUACUUUAGAAAGUUUUAUCUCCUGCUCAGCUAAUUGAAUUUUAAUCAUACACAGGAGGCCGUUGUAAACACCAACGUGUUGUUAACAGAGCAGGAGCUAUAAUUCUAAAAUAAACAGAAUGUUCAACAAAUUACGUUUAGGCAUUAGAACUCUGUUUAUCGGAAGGAAAUUAUGUAGGUCACAUGGAGGGUAGGGGUGAUAGAGGCUAAACAAAGAUGGAGUUUAACAUGUCUAUGUAUACUCUAUGAGCCAAUAUUAUUAAUAUAAAAUUAUUAAACAAGUCACAAAAAUUUGAAUUUAUAAUCUCUUUUCUUCUUCCUUCCCUCUAGGCUAUUGCAAUUGUAUUGGGUUUCAUGAUUGUUGUGGCAUUUGCCAUCAUUAUAUUCUUUGCUGUGAAAACCCGCAGAAAAAUCAACCGUUGUGGCAAAAUGGGCAUCCUUUGGCAGAAAGAGCACUUUGCGGAACCUGGAGAUCCUCAGGUGGAGGAAUGGGUAAGGAAUAAAAACUGGAAAUCUACAUUGUAGCUGUGAAAACUCAAUUUCUUUCUUUCAUUUGACCUUCCAGAGUACAUUAUAAAUGAUGAUAUUUUUCUACCUGUGUUCUUGGUGGAUAAAUUAUACUAAUUUCUCCUCUAUAAGCAAACCAUUUAGCUAUGGAGUCUUGUAUGACUGGCAAACUGCAAAUGGUAGUGAUUCAAUAAUUCCUUUUGAUAAUCCAUGGAACCUAGAUGGAAUGUGUAUAGUCUAGUAUUAGACUAGCAUGCUCAUCCAGUCAUUGAAGGGACAGUAUAGGCACCAAAACAACUCUAGCUUAGUGAAGCCGUUUUGGUGUAUAGAUCAGUCUCGCUGCUCAGUUGUCAGACAUUUAGGAAUGAAACCACUUUUUUUUUUUAAUUCUUUAUUUUUGGUCGUGACACAUAACAAUGUGCAGUUGAUAUGACAUUUGGGUGGCUUGCGCAGAAGCCUGUAUUGGCAUAGUAAGAAGAUUCAAUAGUUAACACAACAUUGCGGCUUACGCAGAAGCCAAAGUAAACAUGGUGGUGUGGACUUGGUUAGUCAAUAUUGCAGUUAAAAAACAUGCCCCGCCACUUUUUCAUUUUUGAUGUUUCGUAUAGACAUCUAUUGCUGUCGCGGCAAAGAAAGAUACCCAGUUAUUGUAGCCUUUUAAGGGCUUUUGCAAAAGCCAGCGUUUACAUUAUGCAAUACAAUAUUUCACGGUUACAUAAAGGCCUUCAUGUAAACGACUUUUUGCAGUCCUUGUCACACCUCCUUGCAUGUGACUUGCACAGCCUUCCUAAAUGCUUCCUGUAUAGAGUCAUCUAAUCUUUACACAUUUAUUUCAAAUUCUGUUUAUUUUAGAAUGUAUUAUCUCCUGCUCUGUUAAUAGCUUUCUAGACCCUGCAGGAGCCUGCUUUAUGUAAUAAAAGUUCAAUUUACAGAGCAGGAGAUAAAACCUUUUAAAGUAAGUUAACAUGUGACUGAAAAUGAAAAAAAAAUUUCAUGCAGGCUGUGUCAGUCAGCCAUGGUAGGUGUGACUAGGGCUGCAUAAAGAGAAACUAAAUUUGAUUUAACUCCUAAAUGGCUGAGAAUUGAGCAGUGAAAUGUCACAUGCAUGAUUUAUACAUUAAGCUAAAGUAGUUUUGAUGACUAUAUUGUCCCUUUUAAGAAAGCCAUCAUGACCCUCUACAACUUAGAUCCCUGCAAUCGGGAUUUAGAUCCCAAAGCUGUUAUUCCCUAAAGAGUGUCCGUACAUUCAGGGCUCUCUGACAGGUCAUGUGACUGAUAUAAAUCAUUUCACUAAGCUUUCUUACAAUAGCUGGAACGGGAAAGUAAUAGGUGUGUCUGUUUAUAUUCUUUUUGAGAUUAAAAAACAACAAUGCCUGUAUAAAUCUGUGCUCGUUAGAGUUAAGUACACUACACACUCCAAUCCAGCUAUUAAAUACUAGAUUUUACAUCUUUUGUGCACAAUGUCUUGUUAAUCUCUUGAAAACAAGUAAUUAUUAUGGAUACUUUGUAUUAAAAUGGGCAAAGAAAACCAGAAUAAACCUUUAUUGAUUGUCCUUUGCACAAAGUUCUGAAAAUGUAUGCAGGAUAUGUAACAAAUGGCCUUAUCUCUGCACUGUCUAACACUGUGCAUAUUCCUUAAACCUCUGGCACAAUGAGAGGUUGGUGGACUUGACUUUAAUAGGCAUGGUUUGUAUUGCAUUAAUGAAGCUCUAUGCACGAGUUAUGAGCCACGUGGGGGUGUUAAAUUGCUCCACAUUGUCAUGCGUGGAUUUUGUCAUGAAUUAAACUUCCCUUGCCGGGUCACUAGUGCACAGUCCAGUUUUCCUAUAGGAAGCAAUGAGAGAAUCCCUUUGAGGGACUCAGGAUAAAAACUGGGAGAGCAGGAUGAAAUGUAGGCAACGUUGGCUUACGUGGAAAAAUUCUCCAACUCCUUUAUAGUCUCAAUUUGCUUAUUUCCACCUAAAUUUUUGUCAUUUGAUUUGUCUGUUUAGUUCAGGGGUAUGCAACUAUCGGUGCACUCCAGAUGUUGUGGACUACAUCUCAGAUAAUGCUCUCACAGCCAUAAUGCUGGCAAACCAUCAUGGGAGAUGUAGUUCACAACAGGUGAAGUGCUAAAGAAUGUAUACGCCUGGUUUAGUGAAUAAAUUACCGUAAUGUUUUAUUUACUCUCUUACUUUUUCCCAUUAUGUCUGUUUAAUUCGGCCAAUAUAAAAGCUACUCAUAGAUCCUUUUUUUAUUUUUAAAAAACUUUUUUUUUUUUGUAAGUUUACUUUAGAUAACGGUUGCACGAUGUACCUUUUUGUGAAAUUUGUAUGUGUGUUUACACAAACCAUUCCCCCACCACCCUGAGAGUUUUUGAAUAACUCGUGUCCAUAUUUUUAAAAACGGAUCUUGGGCCAAGUGGUGAGGUUACUUUCGCCACUGGCCAUAUUUGAGCUUGGAAAAGUAUCUAAUUUUAAAAAGUGAAAGCAAAAAAAAUCUUUCUAUAUUUGUGAAUUCUAUACGCACGUUGAUUUUUCUUCCCAAACAACUACUUUGAAUAGAAUAAUCAAAAUGACCACAAUGUUUGUUUUUGUUUGUUUCGUCUGUGGUUUUUUUCAUUGCUACGUCCAAGGAAACAGGUUUUCAAAAACUUUUAAAACCUUGUGACUGCAUAAAAUCUUUAAUGGUUUGUUGUAAAUGAGCAGAUAAACCAUGUUAUAAACUUUUUACAGAUACUGGUUAAAUAAAUAAAUCUGGAGUCCAAAUUCUAUCGUGGAGAUUAUUGUGAUAAAGAGCUUCUUUGUGCAGAUGAUAACACGUGAAGAAGAAUGUUUUACGCUGCCAGUUUCUGGGUGUGGUCUGUAGUUUCAUUACAUAGUCAUUCUGUUUACCCUGGAUGCAAACCGGAAACAGAAGAAUGCAACUUGCUGCUGCUGCAAAUAUACAGGGGUUUUAGGCUCAUAUGUCCUUUGUCUCUCAGAUUCCGAUUGCCAUAGUAACUGUGAAAUUGGAGUGUUCACAUUCAUGCUGGGAAUAACUGGAGUGAGAAGUAGGGAGGGCAUGCAGUAGAUGCAGACACUAGGUGUGCUGUUACUGCAAGCUAAUUUAUAUUUCACUACCGAGACAUGCAAAAGAAAAUGCUUGCAUGUUGUUGUAGUGUUCUUUUUAGGGUAUAUCUGCUAAAUGGUAAAGUUGUAUGUGUACAUAUGUGAAUAUAUUAUAACUUUUACCAUAUCAUAGAUCUUCCAUUUACUUUACCAUUUUGUAGAUAAGUACACUAUAUAAUCAAUAAUAAUAGUGUGUAUAAUUAUUAAUAUAGUGUUCCAUUUAAUAUGGACAUAUAUUCACUAUUACACUAUCUCCCCACAUUAGGCGUCUUAAAUUUUGUGAUUGAUGCCUAAACCUUUUUAUAAUUGAGUGGAUUCCAGAGUCUGACUUUCUCCUCCAAUAAUCUUGUUCCUUCUACUAUUGUCCUUUUUUAUACUUUAUUUUUUUUUCCUUCGUCGUCCUCUACAAUUGACCUCUGUUUGUUACUCUGACUCAAAGCAAGAAAAACUAGUUAUUCUGCCCACUAACUGCCAUUACAUUUAGUAGGAAAGUAAUGUGCCUUAUUUUCAGAAACUGCUUUCACAUAAACCACAUUUUUAUUUAUUAUUCAUUCUUUACAAAGCACCAACAAAUUCCUUAGCAAUGUACGAUGUGUGGACUAACAGGAACAGCGGAUAUUGAUGCCCUGCUCGAGCAAGCUUACAUUCUAGAUGGAGUGGGGUAAAGUGGGAUGUAUCAUGUACGUGAAAAAAGUAGGUUGUUAGAGUAGUUUACAAUGAAGGUUAGUUUAUUGGCGGAAACAGUUGGAAUAGAGGAAGCUGGGUAGGUUACCAAGGUACCUGGAUGGAAAACUAUUAACAGUUUAAUUGAUAUGCCCUCCUGAAGGAAGGAACUAAGACUAGGUAAGAGUCUAACAGAGCAGGGAAUGGAGUUCCAUAGGAACAAAGCAGCUCUAGAGAAGUCUUGACGGUGGGUGUCAGAGGUGCGAGUACGAACAGCGAAUAGACGCAGAAUUUUGGCAGAAUGUAGGGCUCUGAUCUAUUAUGAGUGCCUCCAUCUUGGUUCCCGGUCUUUUAUUUUUAUACACAAUGCCCUUUGCACUUGUCAGCAUGAGGGUGCCUAGAGAAAGAAACACGAUUGGGGCGAAUUGGCUUAAAGGGUAUUGUUUACUAUAAAUCUAUUUGAGAGGGGGAGCUUUCUAGUGUAAUAUGUCCUAUUAUAGGCACUCUGCAGAAGGACCCCCAAUCAAUAUGCAGAAAAAAAGCUUUUACUCACCUGAAAUCCAGUGUUGGGAGAAGCUUCCGGCACUGAUCUUCCACGGUUCUCCGUAGUCACUGGGGCCAUGUGUGGUCCAAUCGCAAACCUAUGUUCUGGUCUGCCAAUCUCUUGUGGUGGGGAUGCAACUAGCCCCCAGCACACAAUUACAAAUAUCUCAGUAUGUGCCGUGUUUCAAGCUGAAAUACUGCACAUACUGACUCCUUACACCAUGACCACUUCAGUGAUUUGAUUGGUGGUUGGUGUACCUCUUUAACCCCUUAAGGACACGUGACAUGUCAUGAUUCCCUUUUAUUCCAGAAGUUUGGUCCUUAAGAGGUUAAAGUACUAAAAGUAGGGCAAACGCCAUGGAAACAGGUGGAAUCAUCAAGCAUAUUUCAUUGCUGUCGCCUCCUCUUUUUGUUUUGUUUUUUUAAAAAUAUUUUUGUACCACUUUUUUUUUAGAAGAGCACUUUUUUAAAAUCAACAGACCUCCCCAAUCGCAUUAUGUAUUGGAGAGUAUUUCUUACACUGCCGCCAAGAAGUUGCAAUGAUUUGGUUUUAAAUUUACUGCAAUUACCUAUAGUGAAGAAACCCAUGUGUAUUUCUACGUGUGUAUAUGUUGGACUUUGAGGGGGCAAAACCAGCAUUUGAUAUGAUCCUGCCUUGUGAUGGUGGGUAAACAAUGGUCCUCAAUAUAUUAAAAGGGGGAAAUGGAACUUUAAAUUAUUGGUUCUAAUAAGAAGGUGCAGUCUCACAUCUGCUUUGAUUUUAGAAAUAGCCAAUGGUUGCCUAUCAAGCUGUUUAAGCUACAAUUCCCAUAUGGCUCAGUCUGAAUAUUCAUCUUGGUUAAGAGCCAUGGAAUGAAGUUCUAGAGAUACUUAGUCUAAAUCUAAUGUAGAACUUGCCUCCGACCACCCAAUAGUAUUACUAAACCAAAUAUAUUUGAUAUAGUAUCGUAGUUGUUUAUUUCAUUGUCAUCAAACAUGUGUAGCUGCUGUACCAAUGAACAUUAAAAAAAAACAAAACAUAUUUAUUACUCAUUUUUAUUUAUGUAUUUGUUUUUGCGAUAAAGGUUAAAAAUGUACCAGAAGUCCCAGAGUCUGUGCCUGCAAUGUCUGUGUACAAUGAGAAAGUCAAUGGAUCCGUUGUGGAGUACAGGAGCAUGAAUGGUGCGGUUCAGUGCUAUCCAGAAUCCAACUAUGGAUCACAUCCGUAAGUUAAAUCUUUCUUUCAAAAUUGUACUUGUCCUGUAUAUUAACCAGAAAUUAACGAUUUAAGAAAAUUAGUUGAAAAAACAAAAUAAAAAAAGCUUGUUCACCAGUGAAAGUUCGAGUUACGCGGGACAUAGAUAUAGUUUGUCCUCAUUAACUCCUUCAAGAAAGAGUAGUUAUGUCCUUUUUAAAGCGCAAGCACGGUUAUUGGAAUCUGACUGUGUGUUCAUUUUAAAAUGUUCUGAUUUAAUUACUUUGAUAGAAAAACUUUGGUUCUGUAAAAUACAGUAAAGAAGGAGUUAAGUUAUCUCCCCCCUGACACACACGUAGGUUUUUGACAAUAUUACCAUAAACUUCAUAGAAUGUGACGGCAGAUCAGAACCAUUCGGCCCAUCUAGUCUGCCCAAUUUUCUAAAUACUUUCAUUAGUCCCUGGCCUUAUCUUAUAGUUAGGAUAGCCUUAUGCCUAUCCCACGCAUGCUUAAACUCCUUUACUGUGUUAACCUCUACCACUUCAGCUAGAAGGCUAUUCCAUGCAUCCACUACCCUCUCAGUAAAGUAAUACUUCCUGAUAUUAUUGUUAAACCUUUGUCACUCAAGUUUAAGACCUCUUGUCCUCUUGUUGUGGUAGUUUUUCUUCUUUUAAAUAUAGUCUCCUCCUUUACUGUGUUUAUUCCCUUUAUGUAUUUAAAUGUUUCUAUCAUAUCCCCCCUGUCUCGUCUUUCCUCCAAGCUAUACAUGUUAAGAUCCUUUAACCUUUCCUGGUAAGUUUUAUUCUGCAAUCCAUGAACCAGUUUAGUAGCCCCUCUCUGAACUCUCUCUAAGGUAUCAAUAUCCUUCUGAAGAUACGGUCUCCAGUACUGCGUACAAUACUCCAAGUGAGGUCUCAACAGUGUUCUGUACAAUGGCAUGAGCACUUCCCUCUUUCUACUGCUAAUACCUCUCCCUAUGCAACCAAGCAUUCUGCUAGCAUUUCUUGCUGCUCUAUUACAUUGUCUGCCUACCUUUAAAGGGAUUCUCUAGUGCCAGGAAAACAAAUCCGUUUUCCUGGCACUAGAGAAUUCUGGAAUGCCCCCUCCCUUCCGCCUCCCCAUCCCACCUCGCUGUUGGGGUUAAAACCCCCUCAGACACUUACCUGAAUCCAGCGCGAUGUCCAUCGGCACUGGGUCAGGCUCCGCCCACGCUCCUCACCCACGACAUCUGCCUGUGGUGGAGACCUAAUGCGCAUGCGCUGCAAUGGUCAUGCGUGCGCAUUAGACCUCCCCCCCAUAGGAAAGCAUUAUUCAGUGCUUUCCUAUGGAGAUCCCUGCGACGCUGGAGGUCCUCAUGCAUAGUGUGAGGACAUCCAGCAUCGUUUAAGAAGCCUGAAGUCCCUCUAGUGGCUGGCUGGUAGACAGCCAAUAGAGGAGGACUUAACCCUGAAAGGUAAUUAUUGCAGUUUAUAAAAACUUCAGUAAUUACACUUGCAGGGUUAAGGGUGAUGGGAGUUGGCACCCAGACCACUCCAAUGGGCAGAAGUGAUCUGGGUGCCCACAGUGUCUCUUUAAGUCAUCAGAAAUAAUCACCCAUAAAUCUCUUUCCUCAGAUGUUGAGGUUAGGACUCUAUCAAAUAUUCUGUACUCUGCCCUUGGGUUUUUACGUCCAAGAUGCAUUAUCUUGCACUUAUCCACAUUAAAUGUCAGCUGCCACAACUCUGACCAUUUUUCUAAUUUACCUUCAGUUACUACACUGCACAGGAAGAGUACAAGGAAAAGUAAUCUAGGCUUAUAUGUAAAAUAGAUAGAAAGUAUUAGUAAUUUUCAACAACCAACUGAGUGACCUUCUAGAGAGAAAAUGGCAGGUUGGUCUAAUGGAAAAGGGGGUGGGGGGCAACCCCCAGAAUUAACUAACUAGAAGACAAAGAAAAAAAACACUUGGGUAAACCAUUUAAUAAAGUAACCCAAAUAAUAAAUAAAACGUCACUUUUAAUAUGUUUUAUUAAAAUGUUCUAGAAACUCUUAUCAUGAAUAAUGUUGGUAUCUAUGAAGUAUGAAGAAAAUCCUACAAAAAAAUAACUAAUCCAGAGGAGAAUUUAUGAUCAAAUAAGAUCUGUUUCAAUUGAUCAUAGGCACAACAGAGUAGGGAACUUAAAGCAGCACUGUCAUGCCGAACUUACCUUUCCUCAAUCUCUUCCUCUUCUCCCCCUCUCUCAGGAUCUGUUCUUCUUUUCUUCCGGUCUUCUUUAGUUUUCUUUAAAAUCAUAAGACCUUAUGGAGGUUUCCUCCGCUUGACCAGCUUUGACCAGCGGAGGAGCAAAGUGUGCUUCAUUUCCGCUGGUCAGAGCAAUUUUCCCAUGAUCCUUAGCUUUCCUCCCUGUUCCCACGAUGCUUCCUGUCAGUAUUGCUGAACGUCCUGUCACUUAGACAGAACGCCGACAAAACUGCAGAAUUGCAUCCUAACAGAGUGAGAACAGUUUCUCCAUUCAUGUUAGGAUGCAAUUCAGGACUUUGUUCGGAUCGCAAUUGGGGGGAGGGCCUAUUGUUCUCCCCUCGGCACCCACCCAUGGGCAAUGGGUGGUUGCCCUAAAUGAUAAUGGGGGGGCUACUGUCCUCCCUACCCCUGAGCAGUGGGUGGGGGCCCUAAAAACAAUAAGGGGGGCCUACUGUCCUCCCCACCCCCACCCCUGAGCGGUGAGUGGGGGCCCUAAAAACAAUAAGGGAGGGACCUACUGUUCUCCCCAUGGCCCCCACCCCUGAGCAGUGGGUGGGGGCCUUAAAAACAAUAACGGGGGGACCUACUGUCCUCCCCCCCCCCCGGCCCCCACCCCUGAGCGGUGGGUGGGGCCCUAAAAAAAAUGGGGAUAGUUUUAUUUGGGUGGGGUGGGUGACUAGAGGCUUGGGACCCCUAGUCACCUUGAUUGGGGGUUGAAUCUUUUUUUUUUUGGGGUGGGGCCCCCUUUCCACCGCUCAGGGGUGAGGGCUGGGGUGGAGGACAGUAGGUCCCCUUAUUGUUUUUUAGGGCCUCCUCCCAAGGCUCAGGGGUUGGGGGCUGGGGGAGGACAGUAGCCCCCUUAUUGGUUUUUUAGGGCCCCCACCCACCACUCAGAGGUGGGGACCGGGGGGAGGGCAGUAGGUUUUUUAGGGCCCCCACCCACCGCUCAGGGGGGGGGGGGGGGGAGGACAGUAGGUCACCCCCUUAUUGUUUUUUAGGGCCCCCACCCACCGCGCAGGGGUGUGGGCCGGAUAGUAGUUUUUCUUUCUUUUUUUUUCUUUUUUUUUAAACAGUAAGCAGCCACAGGCUGCUCAUUGUUUAGUGGACAUACCCCUACUCGUGGUAUAGCGAGUAGGGGCAUUGGGGAGAUUUUAAUCUCCCUUAUGCUAUUAUGGGGGUCAUAUUGACCCCCAUAGAGGGUGGGGGGACCUGGGGGGCUUAUGAAGUAGCUGGGAGCACUGCUCCCUGCCGCUUCAAUCUUUACAUAUUACAAGGAGGGAGCUGCGUGCCGGUAGCUCCCUCCUUGUAAUAAACUGAACAAACAAAUGAACACUGAUGAACAGUGUUUGUUCGUCUGACAUUGCUAUUCAUUCAUUCGUCUUUCUGAUGAAUGAAUAGAUGAAAUUCCCGUUCGCAUGUCCAAGUGUUUAAUGUGCGGGAAUCUCAGCGCUAUCUAGUGUGGGCAGAUGACGUGUCCCACAGGGACUUCCUCUACCCAAACAAAGAUGGGGGCAGAAAAUAAAGAUUAAAAAAUAGGUAAUGUGGGGGGCUUAGGGGCAUUUGGGGGUGUCUAAGGGGUCAAUUAGAGAGGAGGGUUAAAAAAAUGGGAUUUGGCCAUGACCGUACAGCUUUAACAUCCUGCAGGAUUUGUUCACCGCUCUGUUACAAUAUAUAUUUCUCCUCCUGGCUAAGAUGAUAUGAUACAAAAGUAAAAAUUACACAUCUCGUUACAUUUUGGUUUCAUACAACGAUGUAUGGUGUGAUCACUAAAUUAUUUUCCACCUGUAUAUACUGUACUCUUUUUUUUUUAAACUGAAUUUAUAGCUAACUUUAACUACCUAGGGCAUUUGACAUUUGUAUCAAGUGGGUCGAACAUUCUAUAUUUUCUCUGGGAAAUGAUUUACUGAGGCGUAAACGACUUAUCUGUCUGAAUAUCUGAUUCUGAUUGGCUGCUGACGCGUCCGUUCCUCUCAGAAGCUAUAUUGUACCCUGUUCUCUCCCAACUUGCUACACAAGAUUGUUGCAUAUCGCGUUUUUUGGUUUUUAUUUAAUAGAAUUCCGGAGGAGGUAUUUCCAGUGAAAAAUGACACCGGCAUGGCUCCAAAAUCUUACAGCAGUAGCUCUGAUGCAACCAGCAAAAAAGCUCCACGAAAAAAAAACCCAGGGAGACCAAAGCGAUCCCAAAUUGAUUACGAAGAUACAGAUUAUGCCACGGGAGGAGAAUCAUGCGAUGAACUAGAUGACGACGAAUGGGACAGGUAACCGCUUGAAGCCUGUAAUUUUACUUUAAUUCUUUGUAUUCAGUGUAUAUUUUAACAUUUUCCUGUAUAAUUUAAGCCUCAAUUUAAUAAGCUUUCCAAAUGAUUCAGUACUGUACAAAUGAUUGCUCUCCAAAAAUGCCCGUAAACGUUAAAGGGACACUAUAGUCACCUGAACAACUACAGCUUAAUGUAGUUGUUCUGAGGAGUAUAAUCACAUCCUUCAGGCAUUUUCCUGUAAACACCGCCUUUUCUUUUUUUUUUUUUUUUCUUUUUUUUUUUUUUUUUUAGAGAAAAGGCAGUGUUUACAUUGCCCGUAGGGACCCCUCCAAGUGGCCACUCCUCAGAUGGCCACUGGAGGUACUUCCUGGCUCAGCACUGCACAGUAGGCAGCACUACCAUUCAGUGUCUCCACGCUCUGCAUCGGGACGUUAAAUGCUCCUCAUAGAGAUGCAUUGAAUCAGUGCAUCUCUAUGAGGAAGUGCUGAUUGACCAAAAUGGCGUUUGGCCCCGCCCCUUGCCGAUUUUUAUUUUUAUUUUUAUUUUUUAUUUUUUUCCCCCUACAAUUAUGAUGACAUCACCAAGGGGGUGGAGCUAGAGCCAGCAGACCUGUGCGGUGAUGGAAAUAAGGUGAGUUUUACGAACUUUUAAGGGGGCUAAGGCCACCUAAAUGGUGGGUUCAAAACUAUAGAGUUAGGAAUACAUGGUUGCGUUCUUGACCCUAUAGUGUUCCUUUAAUGAUGACUUCAGUAGAUAUAAUUCACUAGGAAAGUUUUUUGUUUUUGUUUUUUUAGUUUAUUUUUUUUAUUUUCAUCAAACAGCAUUCAAUCUAUUGGAAUGCUUGUUAAAUUGAAACCUAAGUUGGCUAGAAGCAAGCAAAUUUACAGGGACACUGUGUGCACCUAACAUCUUCAUCAGAAUAAAGUUUCAUGGUUAGACGUGGUCCCAGCCAUAGGCGUGCGCACGGGGUGUGCCGGGUGUACCUGGGCACACCCAAAUCCCCGCGGCACGCCUAUGUAUAUUGAGACCGGCAGGGGAGAUCUCAGGAUCUCCCCUGUCGGCUCAUGCAGAGCCGGCGCUAUCCGAGCGCCAGCUCUGCUCUCAGCCUCCCUCCCCACUGACCCACAUGCAGGGAGGGAGGCAGGAGAGGACCGGCGGAGCUAUUGCCGGCAGCUCCGCCGGGUUCCUCUCGCGAGAUAUGAGCGUUGCCACGGCAACGCUCAAAUCUCGCGAGAGUGAACUCUAGCCCCACAGGGGGCUAGAGUUCACUCUCCACUGGACCACCAGGGAUCACAGCAGCAAGGAGCCCCUCCUCCACUGGACCACCAGGGAAGGAAGCAGCAGCACGAUCCCCCCUCCCUACAAAAGGUAAGAAGGGAGGGGGGAUAGCAAGUAAUGUAACCCCACCUCCACCCCCCACAAUCACCCACCCACAUACAUCACCCACCCACAUACACAGCACCCACCCACAGACAUACACAGCACCCACAGACAUACACAGCACAGCACCAGCACAGACAUACACAGCACCCACAGACAUACACAGACAUACACAGCACCCACAGACAUACACAGCACCCACAGACAUACACAGCACCCACAGACAUACACAGCACCCACACACAUACACAGCACCCACACACAUACACAGCACCCACACACAGCACCCUCACACACACACAGCACACUAACAGUACCCUCACAAACACAAACAGGACCCUAACAAACACACACACUGCACACUACCAGUACCCUCUCACACAAACAGCACCCUCACACACAGUACAUUAACAGCACCCUCACACACAGUACAUUAACAGCACCCUCACAAGCACGCACACACAAACACCCUCACCCACAUAGCACACUACCAGCACCGUCACACACACAUCACACUAACAGCACCCUCACACACACAUCACACUAACAGCACCCUCACACACACAUCACACUAACAGCACCCUCACACAGCACACAUACACACACACACACACACACACACACACACAGCAGUGUGUAUGUGUGUGUAUGUAUAUAUAUAUAUAUAUAUAUAUAUAUAUAUAUAUAUAUAUACGGCUUGUGCUUUAGGGUGCACACCCUAAUGCAAUAGGCUGUGCACGCCUAUGGUCCCAGCCACCGGUUUACCUUCAGGUUAAACCAUUAAUAAGUUGUUUUAAGCACAGAGUAUUCAGUCCGCGCAUGGCCAUCCAAGCUUAGGACUAGGCGCCACUGUUUGAGCUAAGAGCUUUCUCCAAGCUAAGUUCCUCAUCACAUUUAGAAAUUCAACUGAUUUCUAAACAAAUCUUGAUGUCUGUGUGCAAAGAAUAGAAACAAAUCCAUUUGGUCAGUGAUAAUCCCAAACAAUUUCCUCAAAAUACUUGCCCAACGCACACUCUUCUAACUUGCUUUCCUGCCCCCCUCCCCAACAGUAGUUCUAAAGAAUAAAUUUAGAUGAAGGUGAAUUAAACUCUUUAGUUACGUUAAUAAUUUCACACUUGUUAGGGUUUCCCUUGAGAGUUCCCCUAGCAAACAUUAUCUUUUUAGGCCCAUAAUUCAAAUUUAGACAGAAGACUAACAUUUACAACUUCACUGUCCCAAUCCCCCACAGUUAUGUGCCCAUCUUCCCUUCACCAACUUAUCUUUUCCAAGGAUUCUGCUGAGAGUCUAUAUUUGCAAAUUUCUUCAUACACAAAUGUUACAUUUCUUGAAAGUUCAGAAAAUCUCACUGUAAAAUGGAGAAUGGGUAAAACCUCAUGGAGGAAAGGCCUGCAAGCCUUGGAGAAAUCUCUACUACAACCACAAUGUCAUAUUCAGUGUGCACAGCUUGAAUUCUUUCUACUGGAUGCUAUGAUUUUCAUUGACAAGUCAUUGUUUUUCAUGUCAAAAAGAUCAGAACAUUAAAUUGUUUCCCUUGCAGAGAGUACCCGCCCAUCACGUCAGACCAAAUGAGGCAGGAAUACAAGCGUGACUUUGAUGCUGGCCUUCAGGAGUACAAGAGGUUACAGGCUGAAUUAGAUGAUGUUACAAAGUCUCUAUCUCAACUGGACAAAGAGCUUGAUGAAUAUCCAGAAGAAAGUCGCGAAUACAAGGUAAUUUUGUUUUGUUUAUUUUCUUCACCAUUACUGAUUUAUCAUUAGAUUGAAAUCUGAAGUAGAACAAACUCUUCUCAAACUACGUAAUACUUCCAGGAAUAAAUUAACAUUUAUUUUUAAUGUGUAGAUGAGAUGGUAUUUUGAGUAAAGUCGUUCGUCAAUAAGGCCUUGUUCCCCACUUUUUAUAUUAUUAUUAUUAGUAGUAGUAGUAGUAGUAGUAGUAGUAGUAGUAGUAGUAGUAGUAGUAGUAGUAUUUAUAUAACUAAAUUUGCUUUUUAAAUUCCUAGGAUGCUGCAGCAGAAUACAAUCAUCUCAAGAGCAUAAAAUCGGUAAGAGAGAGUUUUCCAUGAUAAUUUUAAUCACAAUUCAAUCACACUUUUAUAAUAUAUGACAUUCUCUAGUUAGUGAUGGUUUGAGAUUUGGUAGAAAUAGUAUUAAUUUAAAUUUUAUGAUUUUUUUUUUUUUUUUUUAUCUUUUCUUUGUUCCCAUCAGACUCCAGAUUUCCAGAACAAAAAGAAACGUUGCAAACAGCUGAAGAACAAACUAAACCACGUUAAGAGGAUGGUCAGCGACUACGACAACAAAAAAUAAGGGCUCAGUGAUGCCGAUACCUUCUUUGUCAUUCUGUAAAGAUUCCAGUGGCUGAAUAAUCUUUCAGCCCUAAAGACCAAAAAGACAUUUUUGCCAACUGUAUAAAGAAUACAAUCCCUCCAAAUGUUGAAUGUAGGGAAGAGCUCAGUUCUCUUCAAAAUAUGAUUUUUUUUUUGAUUUUUUUUCUACUACUAAUCAUAUGGUGGAGGUAACAUUUUUUUACGUGCAACAUAUAAGUAAUGUUUAAAACUUACUGAUUUUUAUGACUUUAUUCAACUUUAAAUUUGUGUGUGUGUGUGUGUGUGUGUGUGUAUAUAUUUUACAAAAAAUAAAUUUCAGUGCAUUGUUUCACAUGUUAAAAAAUGUAACCUUAAAAGAUGAAGCCACAUUUUAAAAUUUUAGAAAUGUGGAUGUUGCUUCUGUCUUGCAAGGAAUACUGAUAGCAUUACUCACAGACCAGAUCUACUGAAGAGCAAGCAAGGGAAAAAUAUGUAUUUUUAAAAAACAAAAAAUGUAAGUACCCUUACAGUAACUUUAAUACUCUGCAACAAUUACUACGAUCACAUAAAACACCACUAUAUAAGACUAGGCUAGCAAAAAAUAUAUAGUCAGACUAAAUUGUAGGGCAUAUAAUGUCUUGCAAACACUUAUUUUGCACAUUGUAAAAAUUUUUUAUUUUAAUGCAGGUUGUUAUUGGACAAUGUAUAGAAUGUUGCUGUUAUGCAUACUUAGAAAAUAGAUAAUUUCACUUGCUGAUUGUAUCUCUUUAAAACUUUGACUGUGAUCAAAAUAUGUGACUGACUGUUCGGAUAGGGCAAUGGUCAAGGAAAGCAGAGGCUCAGCAGCAGUCAGUAGCCUUUUAUAGUCCAUGAUAUUCCAAAAGGUCAUGGUUUUUCUCAAGAUUAUGGGAUGUAUAGUUCUUGAGUAACUGCAGAGCUACUAUCUAGUGAGUAUUCUUGACCAUUAUACAGUUCCCUGGCUUGAAUAUUUUUACAAAGGGCUGUACAAUUAAAUACAAAUAUCUGUAUAUCUAUAUUAUCUAAAGUGGAUACAGUUGAUAAUUGUCCCACCUCUGUAGGGGUAAAUGGGUUCCUCUAGUUGGUGUAGAUUUCUAAAGCAGGGGGAACUCAUAACUAAAAAACUGUUAUAUCUGUGGCGCUUGUAGGGAUAUUUGGAAGUACAUGAAACAGAAUGUGGUGAUUUAAAAAAAAAAAAAAAAAAUUGAAAACUUUAGGCAAAAGUAGCUGAUAUAAGAUCAUCCAACCUUGCUUUAAUGGGCUCUUCUAUCCUUAAUUUGCAAAUUGGUUUCUUAUUCAAUAAUAAUGCCGCUUUCAGACUUAACCAAUAAAUGUUAGAAACACAGGUUCUUCUAAGCCAUGCAGAACUACUUAACCUGUCAACUUCCGGUAAUUGUCCUGCAUCAUCUCAUUAUGAACUGCUGGAUGUCAUGCAUAAUACAGACCAAUGAACGUUAUAUAUGUAUUUUUUUUGUUUGUUUGUUUUCGAUUUAAGCUUCUAAUCUGAGGUAAUGUUUGUUUGUAAAUAUAAUGUGAAAAGUAGGUGUAUGAAUGACAAUCAGUGGAAUACUUUCACGUUGGCAAUAAUGAAUGUAC